Messenger RNA from Diabrotica virgifera virgifera (western corn rootworm), 10035 nucleotides. RefSeq names its product serine/threonine-protein phosphatase 6 regulatory ankyrin repeat subunit A (gene nompC). Gene Ontology annotation, biological process: calcium ion transmembrane transport; GPI anchor biosynthetic process. The transcript has 21 exons. Gene Ontology annotation, molecular function: protein binding; calcium channel activity. Lineage: Eukaryota; Metazoa; Arthropoda; Insecta; Coleoptera; Chrysomelidae. Bases 194 to 5371 code for a protein of 1725 amino acids. Gene Ontology annotation, cellular component: membrane; glycosylphosphatidylinositol-N-acetylglucosaminyltransferase (GPI-GnT) complex. The record is from RefSeq and is a predicted model, not a curated record.
UCGACUUCUUCUGUUCUGAGUGAUAUCAAUUUUUAGCCCGCUGAAACCAUGUUAUCCGCUGGGGAAAUAUUGCUCAGGUGUAUUUCGCUGUUAGUUCAUUUAUUGUUCAAAAAAGUGUUGCAUAAAUUUUAAAAAAAUUAAUCAUGUAAAUAUUUAGUGCGUUUUAAAACUAUGAGAGUGACUGUAUAACAGAAUGUCACAGUCUGGGGGAAAAAGGGGUGGUGGUAAAGGGCCACCUAAGGAUAAAAAUGAAGACGGCAAGGAGAAGGAUAAACCAGGCAACGUUAAGGAGCCCAAAGAAAAGGAAAAAGAUGAAACUACCAGUAACCCCGAAGGAGAAGAAGGAACGGUCUCCAAACCACAGAGCGCUGGAGCCAACAUUAGGGAUGCUGCUCAAAGGAUCCUGGUCUUGUGCCAAAAAGGAGAGUGGGGUCCUGUUGAACAGAUCCUUAAGUCUAUGGAAAAGGCGAUUGCGAAUGCUGGAGAAGAUGCCAAUAGUGUACCGCUUGCUGGAGUAUUGGAUCUGGUUACCGGGAUGACACCUCUCAUGUAUGCAGUAAAGGACAACAGAACAUCGCUGGUAGAUCGGAUGAUUGAACUGGGAUCUGACGUAGGGGCAAGGAAUAAUGACAACUACAAUGUUCUGCAUAUCUCAGCAAUGCAUUCACGGGAGGACGUUGUUAAACUUCUGCUAUCAAAACGGGGAGUGGAUCCAUACUCUACCGGCGGGAGUCGGAAUCAAACUGCAGUCCAUUUGGUAGCUUCUAGACAGACUGGAACGGCAACAGCCAUAUUGAGAGCACUUCUACAAGCCGCAGGGAAAGAAAUUAGACUAAAAGCUGACGGAAGGGGUAAGAUACCCUUGUUGCUAGCUGUUGAAGCUGGUAACCAGUCUAUGUGCAGAGAAUUGUUAAGUGCACAAACGGCGGAACAGCUGAAAGCGCAGUCAGCCAAUGGAGACACAGCACUCCAUUUAGCAGUACGACGAAAGGAUAUCGAUAUGGUAAGAAUACUGGUUGAUUAUGGUACAAGCGUGGACAUUCGGAAUGGUGAAGGUCAAACUCCACUACAUAUCGCCGCAGCAGAAGGCGACGAAGUUUUGGUCAAAUAUUUCUACGGAGUAAGAGCGUCAGCUAGUGUUACAGACAAUCAGGAUAGAACACCUAUGCACUUAGCUGCCGAAAAUGGACACGCGAAUAUCAUUGAGCUCUUGGCCGACAAAUUUAAAGCCAGCAUUCUCGAGAGGACAAAAGAUGGUUCAACGCUGAUGCAUAUUGCAUCUCUCAACGGGCAUGCUGAUUGCGCAAUGAUGCUCUUCAAAAAAGGAGUAUAUUUGCAUAUGCCAAAUAAGGAUGGAGCCCGAAGUAUCCACACCGCCGCAAGAUAUGGUCACGUUGGAAUAAUCAAUACGCUGCUGCAAAAAGGAGAAAAAGUCGACGUAACAACAAAUGACAAUUAUACUGCCCUUCACAUUGCUGUGGAAUCAUGCAAGCCUCUUGUCGUGGAGACGUUAUUGGGAUAUGGAGCUGAUGUCCACGUCAGAGGGGGUAAACUUAAGGAAACUGCUUUGCAUAUAGCGGCUAGAGUCAAAGAUGGAGAAAAAUGUGCGCUGAUGUUACUAAAAUCUGGAGCAGGGCCCAAUAUAGCGACUCAUGAUGGAAAUACACCAGUUCAUGUUGCUGCAAAGUAUGGCAAUCUGCAAACACUAUUGCUUUUACUGGAAGAUGGAGGUGAUCCGCAGUUCAAGAAUAAGAAAGGAGAAACACCACUGCAUCUGGCUGCCCGAGGCUGCAAGGCAGAAGUCGUUCAGCUGUUGAUAGCCUACGUGAAGGACCAUAAAAGUGAAGAAAAGGCAGCAGCUUAUAUUAACGAAACUAAUGAAAAUGACGAAAGCGCCCUACAUUAUAUCUGUACAGUUACUAAAGAAGAGGUUGAAGUGCCAAAUUCGGAUAGAGAAGUUGCAAAAAUAUUACUUGAAAACGGAGCUGAUGUUAAACUUCUUACCAAACAACACGAAUCAGCAUUUCAUUAUGUUGCUUUAGCUGGUAACAACGAUGUUGUGAUGGAGAUGAUUUCGCAUAUGUCCCCUACUGAUUCGCAGAAAGCUCUCAACAGGCAAAACGACCAUGGGUGGACACCUUUGUUAAUAGCAUCUCGAAAGGGUCACAUAGACUUAGUAAACAAUCUACUGGCCAACCAUGCAAGGGUGGACGUAUUUGAUUUGGAGGGACGAUCUGCGCUGCACUUGGCUGCUGAGCAAGGUUACCUCCAAGUUUGUGAUUCGUUGCUUACUCAUAAAGCCUUCAUCAACUCUAAAUCAAGAAACGGCCGAACAGCGCUCCAUUUAGCAGCGAUGAAUGGCUACAUUCACCUCGUUAAGUUUUUAAUCAAAGACCACAACGCCGUUAUAGACAUUUUAACCUUAAAGAAACAAACUCCCCUUCAUUUAGCUGCAGCAGCAGGACAAAUUGAAGUUUGUAAAUUAUUGUUAGAGCUAGGAGCAGAUAUUGACGCUACAGAUGAACAAGGCCAGAAGCCUAUUCAUGCAGCUUGCCAAAAUAACUAUUCUGAAGUUGCCAAAUUAUUUCUACAACAACAUCCCAGUCUUGUUAUGGCCACCACAAAAGACGGAAAUACCUGUGCGCACAUAGCAGCUGCGCAAGGUAGUGUCACCGUCAUAGAAGAACUUAUGAAAUUUGACAGACAAGGAGUGAUAUCUGCGAGAAAUAAACUUACAGAUUCUACUCCGUUACAAAUGGCUGCAGAGGGAGGACACGCGGAGGUAGUCAAAGCGUUGGUUAGAGCAGGGGCUAAUAUAACAGACGAGAAUAAAGGAGGCUUUACAGCUGUGCAUUUAGCAGCUCAAUAUGGUCAUCUUCAAGUACUCGAAGUAUUAAGAUCUUCAAAUACAUUACGAAUUACCAGCAAAAAACUUGGUGUAACGCCUCUUCAUGUGGCUGCCUACUUCGGUCAAGCUGACACUGUUAGAGAACUAUUAACACAUGUACCGGGUACUGUUAAGUCAGACUCGCCAAAUGGUGCUUCGUUGGUACCAGCACUGGGUAAUGAGUCUGGUAUGACACCUCUUCAUUUGGCUGCCUUUUCUGGAAACGAAAAUGUAGUUAGAUUGCUGCUGAACUCUGCUGGAGUGCAAGUAGAUGCUGCUACCCAUGAAAAUGGUUACAAUCCCAUGCAUCUAGCUUGCUACGGAGGACACGGUACAGUGGUUGGACUGCUGCUCAGUCGUUCUGCAGAACUUCUACAAAGUCACGACAAGCAUGGGAAAACAGGUCUACAUAUAGCAGCGCAACAUGGACAUCUACAAAUGGUUGAAGUUUUAUUAGGCCAAGGUGCUGAAAUUAACUCUCAGGAUAAAAAUGGAUGGACGCCAUUGCACUACGCAGCCAGAGCUGGCCAUGUUGACGUCGUGAAAUUGUUGGUGGAAUCAGGUGCUUCACCUAAAGCAGAAACAAGUCUAGGAGCAGUUCCAAUUUGGUUUGCUGCUUCCGAAGGUCACCAUGCAGUUUUAGAGUAUCUGAUGACUAAGGAGCAUGAUACAUAUGCAUUGAUGGAAGACAGAAGGUUUGUUUACAACCUGAUGGUUUGCUCGAAAAACCACAACAACAAACCCAUAGAAGAAUUUAUUUUAGUGUCACCAGCACCCGUGGAUACAGCAGCCAAACUGUCCAAUAUCCUCAUCGUCCUAUCCAAUAAGGAAAAGGAGAGGGCAAAGGAUCUCAUAGCUGCGGGGAAAUACUGCGAAGCAAUGGCUACAGAGCUUCUGGCACUGGCAGCUGGAGCGGACUCUGCGGGGAAAAUUUUGACAGCGACUGAUAGAAGGAACGUAGAAUUUUUAGACGUACUCAUAGAAAAUGAACAGAAGGAAGUCAUAGCGCAUACCGUCGUUCAACGAUACCUUCAGGAAUUAUGGAGGGGAGCCCUCAACUGGGCAGCGUGGCGCACUCUCUUGCUGUUCGUGUUUUUCAUAAUAUGUCCUCCAGUAUGGAUAGCCUUCACUCUUCCACUAGGUCAUAAAUACUAUAAAGUUCCAAUCAUUAAGUUUAUGUCGUACCUAACAUCCCACGUGUACCUCAUGGCAUUUUUACUCAUAGUGGGAAUAACACCGCCAUACCCAGUGCUAAGAAAAAGUUUACUACCGUAUUCCUACGAAUGGAUAUUGCUGGUUUGGUUAAGUGGACUCUUACUAUUCGAACUAACCAACCCCAGUGAUAAAUCAGGUCUGGGUUGGAUCAAGAUAUCAGUACUACUGUUCAGCAUAUUCGGAGUGGGGGUACAUCUGUUAGCGUUUGUAUUAGACGACAAAGCCCAUUGGCCUACUAUGUUGUACUGUAGAAACCAAUUAUUUGCGUUAAGUUUCGUACUAGCAUGUGUUCAAAUUUUAGAUUUUUUGUCAUUUCAUCAUUUGUUUGGGCCAUGGGCUAUCAUUAUUGGUAAUCUAAUGAAAGAUUUAGCUAGAUUUUUGGCAGUUUUAGCUAUUUUUGUAUUCGGAUUUUCGAUGCAAUUCGUUGCGUUGAAUCAACCCUUCGCGAAUUUAACCCCCAGCGAAUUGAUUCGACUAAACCGACAAGGAGUUAUAAAAACAGGAUAUUUUACAGAUGUCCAAAAGAAUCCGAUCAGCGCUUUUGAGCUGCUGUUUUUUGCGGUUUUCGGCCAAACCUCGACCGAGCAACUGAAAAGCUAUGGCCCAAAUGCCGCAAAUCGCUCAAAUAACCAACCUCCGUGGACGGAAGUUCUUUUUAAACUAGUUUUUGGAGUUUACAUGUUGGUGUCUGUCGUUGUACUGAUUAAUCUGCUCAUUGCCAUGAUGACUGAUACCUACCAACGCAUUCAGGCACAAUCCGACAUCGAGUGGAAAUUUGGAUUGAGCAAGUUGAUUCGUUCGAUGCACAGAACCACGACAGCUCCUUCACCGAUCAACUUAAUCACCACUUGGUUAUUUUAUUUAGUUGAUGUGUGCAAGAAGCGAGAUUUUAUUCCAGUGAAACAACGCAAACGCCAAAGCCUAGUCCAUCUAAUGGGCACCUUCCAACGUUCCUCCCAACUCAGCCCCAGAUCCAAGGCAGGCGCCAAAUGGCUGUCCAAGGUCAAAAAAGGUAGGCAGAUCGCACCCAAAGAGUCUGUAGCCCUAUCCGUGGCCCACCUCAGUCCGCUGGGCUCACAGUUAAGCUUCUCCAUGCAAACGACCAGGAUUGAACACGUGGCAGAUUGGGAAGCUAUAGCGAAGAAGUACAGGGCGUUGAUGGGAGAGGUAGACGAGACUAAGGAUAAGUCGAAGGAUAACGAAGAAGAAGAAACUGAAGAGGAAACUCCUACGGGAAAUGCUAUACCAGUACAAAACUCUUUCGGUUAGGUAGUUGAAAUACUAGUAAAAUUGUCAUUUUAGAUAAAUUAGGGUAAAUGCAUGUUUUGGCAACAUUGAGACUAUCAACUUUGACAAAACUCUAUCUCUAUUCUUGUUCAACUGAAGUUGGCAUAUUUUAAAACAGUUUGUCUGUUCAUUUUAAAACUUUAUUCCUCUCUAAUGGUUCAAUGGUGGUGUAGAUGAGGAUGGUAUAAAAUAGGCGCAGCAAACUGGCAACAGUUGGCAAUGGAUAGAACUGACUGGCGUAAUAGACUUGGGAAUGUCGAGGCUCUUUUAUAGGACUGAAGCACCAUUGAUGAUGAUGAUGAUUCCUUUCUAAUGGAGGAUACGUUGUACGCAAGAAGCAAUAACGACUCUUUGGCCACUUUUGACCGCAUUAUGACUAUUUUUAUGGUCACCAACUCUGUGCGUUAUAGCCAGCCGUUGUUCAGGCUGUUAUAACAUGUUCAAAUUUCCAACAAUUUUACUUCAUUGAUUAACCCUUAAACCACAUGUCGACGCAUUCAGCGAAGACUGUACUAACUCAUUUUUUUAAGUUUUCGAAUAAAGCAAGUUAAAGUUUUGAUUAACGCAUAAAAUCAGGGGUUCCUAUUUACUAAAUUGUUUUUAUAUUUAUCCAUUGUGUUUACCGUAUUGUUCCACUUGUGCUUUUGAACAUGUCAAUUUUUUUUCUUUAUAUGGUUUUUGAAUGAGUUAGUACAGUAUUCGCUGGAAAAAAUCGGGAAAAUCCUGGAUAGUACAUCCUGGAUACUUAUGUAUACUUAUAAAAUGCACCUUCUAUUCACAUGUAUUAUCUAUCUAAUAGAAAUUUAUACGCUGUACAAUUUUUAAAACGUAAACAAUGUUAUUCAUGUAGGCGUAUUUUACUUAACCUAAAAAUGCGAAAACUAUACUAACUCACAAGGCAAUGACGAUUCCGUUCGGAAUGCCGAGGAAGACUAUACUAACUUUGAUUGAGAUAGCUUAUUACCUAUCUCAGAUAGGAGAUAGGAUAGUUUUCGUGGGAUAAUGUAAAGAUAUACAAGUUAGUACAAUAUCGAAGUGCAAAAUUGGUUGCCUAAACGUAAACAGAUUAAUAUAGAACUUUGUUCGGUGAAAGACAUCACGGUUAUCUAAUUUGUCAGGGGUGUAACUCAAAAACGCCAAAAAUUGAGUUAGUACAGUCUUCGUUGGAUGCGUCGAUGUGUGGAUACUGGAAGUGAUGUAGAUUGCUAUACUGAGGUGUUCGUAGCAUCAAAGAAUACAUAUCUCUUAUGUAUUCUUUGGUAGCAUGAACAAAGAGGACAUAUUGAAGUGAUAAAUUGUUACCAAGAAUUCUUCAGGUGCCGUGUCCCAGAGGUGUAACCAGGAUGACCCUAAGGGGGGGUUAAAUCUACUUGAAGAUCUCUGGGGGUAUGGAAUAAUAAUGGUGUUAAGCGUAUAGAGCUCAAAGUACAUCCAAAAUGGGGGGGUUAUAACCCCCAAAAACACCCCCUGGUUACGCCUAUCCCGUGUCCGUAUUAGACAUUGGCGGUGAUCAUGCUUACAAUUUCUUAAAUCUUUUCUCUAUCGUAUGCUGCACAAAACAAUCUUUUUACUGUGGAACCAUUGUCUAAUAUGUAUUAAGCAGCCAUCAACGUUUCUUUCGACCAAUCAAUCUCUUUUCCUCCCCUUUUUCUUGUAUUAUAAGGCGAAGUAAAUGUUAUUCAGGUUCUCUAAUUAAAUGGCGGCAGUAUUCUGUCUUUCUCCUCUUUAUGAUGUUUAUGUGCAGACGUUCUGAGUUCACCAUUUUCAAAACAUCUUCAUUUGAAGUAGGUAUGCGAAACUCACGAUAUUUUUAGGAUCCGUCGAUAGCACCAUGUCGGGAUGUGAAUUUUUAAGCAUAUGCCUGCUUUGUUGAUUAUGAGAAGGCAUUCGACACUGUUCAACACGAUAAGUUAAUGGGUGUACUAAAAGAGAUAGGCCUAGAUGGACGAUGGACAGCUAACAUCAGAAUUAACAACUAGACAUUUGAAGAAAUUCAUAUUAUGGGAGUUAGACAAGGUUGCUUGCUCUUUCAGCAACUGGUUAAUUUGUAUGCAAAAAAGAUCUUCGGAGAAGUAGUAGAAGACAGAAGAGAGGGUAUAAUUGCCAAUGGAAUGGUCAUCAACAAUCUGAGAUACGUUGAGAACACAGUUCUGCUAGAAACGGACAGGGAUGAUUUACAGGCACUCCUACAUUCAGGACGGACCAUAGCUAACAAAUGGGUCUGAAGAUAAACAUAAAUAAAACCCAAUGGAUGGUCAUCAGCAAAAACAAAAAUAUAGCAAAUAACUUGGCAGAUAUUCUGCAUGGUGCAGAGAGUACAAACGUACUCGUACAAGUAUUUAGGCUGCUGGGUGAAUGAAUAAUGGGACGUAUCAGAGGAAAUCAAAUGUACAGUAGAGUAAGCGAGAACAUCAUUUAGGAAAAUGCAAAAGGUACAACCAACAGAGAGCUAAAAAUUACGCUAAGAAUAUGCUUAUUACGCUGCAAGGUGCUCAGCAUUUUGUUCUAUGGAAUGGAAGCAUGGACCUCACGGAAUUAAGGCUUUUAAAAUGUGGGCUUACCGCAGAAUGUUAAGGAUAUCGUGGGUCAACAGAGUAACAAAUCAAACUGUUCUGCAGCGGCUAAACAAAAAAAGAGAAGUACCCUGAAUAUAAUAAAAAGAAGAAAACUAGAGUACUUUGCCCACGUGAUGAGAAAUCCGAAAUAUGAAAAGCUACAUGUAAUUAUCCAAGAAAAGAUAGAGGGAAAGUGCGGCCCCGCACGCAGGAAAACAUCCUGGCUUAGGAACCUCCACCAGUGAUAUGGAGUGAACACGACGACACUACUUAGGUCAGCUGUGGACUGCGAAAACCAUGCGACUGAUCGCCAUUGUUCUGGGAGGACGAACAAGGCACUUCAAAAAGAAGAUGUCACCACAAUUGCACAAUUCUAAUGCUUCUAAUUUGUUAAGCAUUGUGGUUUCUAGGAUUUUUAAUAUUCAUAUCUCACAACCAUAUUAUAUUAGGAUAGGAUAGACCAGAUAACAUUUCAGGACUUUCUUGCGAAUAUAAUCGAAGGUUUUUGUUACAGAAAACUGGUUUCAGGUCAUAAAAGCUUUACUUGAUAUUAUCUCGUCAUCAGAAUCACAACUUACAUUUAACCAGUUGCCAAGGUAUUUAAAAUGGUUUACACGUUUUAUCUCCUCUCCAUUAAGAGCAAACAGUAGCGAUCAACAGGUAGCAGUAAACUAUUAUGUCGAGAUAUUUGGCACACAUAUUCGUAAUAUAAUAAAGAAUGGUGGUACAGAGCCCAAUUUCAGAAAUAUGUUAGUAUGUGGAAAUUGCUCUAUAAUUAAAUAAAAUAUUGAAAAAAGGAACCUAUACCGCCAUUAAGAAAGGCAAAAAAUACACUUUCUUCAAACAAACUUUUUUAUCCCGUGUCUAGAUUUUGUGUCAUAUUGGAAUUACUAAAAAUCGAUUUUUUUAUAACAAGAAAUCAAACGUCACUCACUUGGCAACAUUUCGCGCCUAUGUGUAUAAAAAUUAUUGUUUUUGAUAGUAUAAACGUCACUAUGUCAGUGUCGAAUUACCCACGCACUGUUGUCUCACAUUUAAAAGUUCCCAGAACUUUCGCAAUCUUGGACCGCGUUUGUUGCUACCUGUUGAUCGCUACUGUGUGGUCUUAAGAGGAAAGCAGAUCUUGAUCUAUAGGUAUUAAUCCAUCCAACUGGCAUCCACUUUGUCUUUGAAAGGUUAGUUUAAGGCCUCUCCAAUAACUGGACAUUACAUUUACUAAUGUCUGGAGAUCUUGUAAAUUUUCUGCAAGAACGUCUGUAUAGUCAGCGUAUCUGAUUUGUUUGUUGCUUUUCGCCGAGUCCUACUCCCUCUUGUCUGUCAUCCUAAGCCUCCCUAAAGAUUUCUUCAGAGUAUAGAUUAAAUAAGCGACUGAUUGACAAAACACAAUCCUAUCCACGUAGGUACUACACGUUUGAUGGGUAGUCUUUCAGUAAAACUCCAAUUUGGAUAGAGGCUAAUACUUAAUCGAAGUGAUCAAGUCCUCCUGCCCGCAUACAAUAGAAAACGGUAUCGUGUUGUACCUACCCUGUCGAAUGCCUUAUCAUUAAGCACUCCGAGUAAAGGAAUAACUAGUCGUCCAAAAAUGCGAAUAUAAGAUCUUUAUAUAAGUCUAAUACAGGGUAGUCUGAAAACUCAGGCAAAUCAACACGGAGAAGGAUUACCCACAGAAAUCCUUGCGUGCAGGUAAUGCAAACAUAGAUUCAGGAGUUACCACAAAGUAUAUUUAAGUAUUAUGGGUAGUUUAUAUUAAAUAGACAAAGUCCAUUAUUGCUAAAAUCUAUUUUUUUUUAGUAGGUAUGUCUCAAUGUUAAGGAUAAAAAAUUAAAUUGACUUUUUUAUAAAAAAUAAACAAACUAUAUGUAUUUAAUGUAAUAAAAACUAUUUUAUAUACUUGUUAGAGUAAAAUUUGUACAUCUUUAUCAUUUGGUAACAUAUAAAUCUAAAAAAUAAAUGCUCUAAAUCCCAUUAUUUCGUUUUAUUUUCCUUUAUGUAAGUACCCACUAGCAAAGUAGGUACGUUGAUAGAUAAGUACACAGUACACCAUCUCACCAAAGUUAUUCACAACCCUUUUAGAACAUACUUUUAAGAAGG